Molecule: messenger RNA, 2692 nt
Organism: Oncorhynchus tshawytscha (Chinook salmon)
Lineage: Eukaryota; Metazoa; Chordata; Actinopteri; Salmoniformes; Salmonidae
Product: transcription factor 7-like 2
Exons: 15
Coding region: 411-2348 (645 amino acids)
Biological process (GO): canonical Wnt signaling pathway; regulation of transcription by RNA polymerase II
Cellular component (GO): catenin-TCF7L2 complex; beta-catenin-TCF complex
Molecular function (GO): DNA-binding transcription factor activity, RNA polymerase II-specific; RNA polymerase II cis-regulatory region sequence-specific DNA binding
Source: RefSeq, a predicted model, not a curated record
AACUGCACACUCGUCCGCCUGCUUCCUCCAGGCUUUUUUCUCUCUCUCCCUAUUUAUAAAAACGUCACUUCAAGUCCCUCCCUUUUUGAAUCUCAUUAGUUUCUUGUGUGUUUCUCCCUGUCAAUAAUCCUGAAUCCAGACUCUCUCUAUUUCCAUCCCUCUCUAUCUGUCAAUCAGCGCCGCCUUUGAACUGAAAACCACUCCGACCAACUUCAACUCACUCAAUCCGAGCGGCUCAGCUCCAUCUCCGGCUUCUUUUUCUGCCAAGAUUCCCCUUCUUUUUUAGUUUGUACUAACCGCCAGUGCUUGGAAAACGCCAAUACAGACUCUAAACUUUAACUCGGAUUCUAGAUCACCAAGAUCAAGGGUUUAAAACUUUGUGUUUUUGCCCCCCAAAAUUGCUCGGGAAAAUGCCGCAGCUCAACGGCGGUGGAGGGGACGAUUUGGGUGCGAACGAUGAAAUGAUUUCCUUCAAAGACGAAGGGGAGCAGGAGGAAAAAAUUUCGGAGAAUUUAUCAGCAGAAAGGGAUUUAGCAGAUGUCAAAUCUUCUCUUGUAAAUGAAUCAGAAACAAAUCAAAACAGCUCGUCGGAUUCGGAGGCGGAAAGACGGCCUCCGCCUAGAUCUGAAACUUUCAGAGACAAAACAAGAGAAAGUUUAGAGGAGGCUGCGAAAAGGCAAGAUGGAGGGCUGUUCAAGAGCCCACCGUACCCGGGCUAUCCAUUUAUAAUGAUCCCCGAUCUUACAAGCCCGUACCUUCCGAAUGGAUCACUUUCUCCAACAGCUCGCACAUACCUACAGAUGAAAUGGCCCCUGCUCGAUGUUAACCACGGAAGUCUUCAAAGUAGACAAGCACUUAAAGAUGCCCGGUCCCCGUCACCGGCACACAUCGUUGGGCCCUUCUGCUUGGAAUUCCCCGGACAGUCAGAUCUGAGCCUUCACCAAUUUCAGUUGUCUAAUAAAGUCCCAGUGGUACAGCACCCUCACCACGUGCACCCGCUCACGCCUCUGAUCACCUACAGCAAUGAACACUUCACACCGGGCAACCCCCCUCCGCACCUACAGGGAGAUGUGGACCCCAAAACAGGAAUUCCAAGGCCUCCACAACACCCAGACAUAUCUCCCUAUUACCCUCUCUCACCUGGUGCUGUCGGCCAGAUCCCCCAUCCGCUAGGGUGGUUAGUACCACAGCAAGGUCAACCUGUUUACCAGGGUUUUAGGCACCCCUACCCGACUGCGCUCACUGUCAACGCAUCCAUGCAAAGUUUUCUGUCCUCCAGGUUCCCUCACCACAUGGUCCCCCCUCAUCACAGUUUGCACCAGACCGGCAUCCCCCACCCCGCCAUCGUCACGCCCAACGUCAAGCAAGAGUCCUCCCACAGCGACAUCGGCCUCAACAGCUCUACUAUACUGUACACACUCCACAGGAAACACCAGGACUCGAAAAAGGAGGACGAGAAGAAGAAGCAGCCCCACAUCAAGAAGCCGCUGAACGCCUUUAUGCUCUACAUGAAGGAGAUGAGGGCCAAGGUGGUGGCCGAGUGCACGUUGAAAGAGAGCGCCGCCAUCAACCAGAUACUGGGACGAAGGUGGCACGCCCUAACGCGAGAGGAGCAGGCGAAAUACUACGAGCUGGCCAGGAAAGAGCGACAGCUUCACAUGCAGCUCUACCCCGGCUGGUCUGCACGAGAUAACUAUGCGGCUAACCAACAGGGCAAGAAGAAGAAGAGGAAACGGGAUAAGCAGCCAGGAGAGGGCAAUGAACACAGAGAAUAUUUUCCAAACCCUUGCCUUUCACUCCCUCCGAUUACAGAUGCAAAUGCCCCAAAGAAGUGUCGUGCCUUGUUCGGGCUUGACCAGCUGAGUUUAUGGUGCAAACCAUGCAGGAGAAAAAAAAAGUGCAUUCGCUACAUCCAAGGUGAAGGUAGCUGUGCCAGUCCUCCCUCUUCGGACGGCAGCUUACUAGACUCCCCCCCAUCCUCCCCCUCCUCGGUGGCCCCCUCCCCCUCCUCGAAAGAGUCCAGACCUCAGACUGAACAAAUGCAACCUCUCUCACUGACUAUGAAACCGGCCCACCAGCCUCUCCACUACCCGCACCGGCACCUCCUGCCUGGGCAUCCUCCUCCGCCAUCUUUGGUUCUGCUGGGAAACUCUGCUGCUGCAGCGGGCAAAACGCCUGGCGCAGCCCACAACGGAGCGCGCGGCGACGUCUCGUCCUCGCGGCAGCCGUGCUCCUCGGGCGCCGCCCUGGCCAGGCCCUUGGCAGCAUCGCUGUGUCAUUCCCGCUCGCUACACCCCAACUCCACGGCCCCUCAGCCUCUGUCGCUCGUUACCAAGUCUAUAGAGUAGAUCCCUCCUUAUUCACUCCUUCCUUCCCCUUUUUCUAGCACUGCACCCUUCAUUCUUUUCUCUUUGUUUCGUUCAAUCUUUUUUUUCUGUUUCUGUGCCAUAAGGCUUUGAAAAUGUGUUUCUGUUUUAUCAAAGUUCACUGGUCAAUAUUUGACCCAUCAUUAUUGAAAAAAUAUAAAUAUUAUAAUGAAAUAAUAAUCCAAUGAGCUGUAGAGUAUGGCUUGGUGAAUCUGCCAAAAUUCUUCUGAACUUCUGUUCUCCUUAUUUUGUUCAACAGAAAAUGGUUAUUUAGUUCCACUUACACGUGUUUCAAUGACAGAUAUAAAACAAAUGGUAGAUUACAU